GUCGUGCCGGCGCGACUGUCGUACUUGGCCAUAUACAAUCCAUCGCUCGGCCCAACCGAUGAUACCUUUGAAGAGCAGCUCGUUUUCUACUAUGCGCGUGCUGCUCACGAGGCCCGAGCGGCCGCACGAAAGAAUGCGCGCAAUGACAAAGCUGGCGGCGAUGCCAUCCGAGAUGAGGACAAUCAGAAGUUGCGGCGUAUAGGACUUGCCCAGGGCAUGGUAAAUUUCGCGCGGAGCUUCUCUGACGGCCAGCCUGUCGACCACAUUGAUACAGAAAAGACGCGCACAGUCCUGCACGAGCUGGAGCUGGGAUGGUGGAUACUGGCGUCUAUUGAUCUGACCCAACUACCCGGCAUUCCACAGUCGCCGCCCGUUGAGUCUUCUAAGAAAGGCGCAGGAAAAUCCAGCUCCAAACCUGCCAUAGAAUACUCCUCGAGAGAAGUGAGUCCGCCUGCACUCCUGAUACAGCAGCUGAUGCAAGCGCACUACGUCUUCACCCUGCAUCAUGGGCCUAUGACUGAGCUCUUUAUGCGCCUUCGUCGUGACAAGUUCUGCAUGGUCCUAGACAGAUUCUGGUCUCGAUUCUCGCGAACAUGGGACGUAUUGCUACACGGCAAUCCCGCGACUGACAUAUUUGGCGGCUUGAAGCUGUCAAGCGGAGGCGAGCUUGGAAUGGGCGUUGGCGAGGAAGAAUGGGGCAGUGGCGAGCGCGAUGUCCUGGAAGACUUGACCCGCAGAACAGAAGGGCUUGUUGAUCUCGUCGUGUCACGUUUCGGAGACACUGCGCCUUCCAAAGAAAACGUCAAUAUCUCCGAUGCCGAAGCGUUACCAUGGAUGGGCAGCGGGAACCUUCCACUUGCUAGUGAUGGAGUCAUCUUUGGGGGUAUCAGUGCAAUCACCAAGCCCUCGCUCAGGAAUUUGUCAAUCUGGAUGCGUCAAAUAUACUCAUAUGGCGAGUACGCCUACGGCGUCCGCGACAAUCCGCUUCGAGAGCGAAGGAAACGCAGGAAACGAAAUCCCCCGCCCACUUCUGAACCAGAGGUGCGGGGGAAAGCUACAAAAGACCAAUACCCUGUCGAUGAGAGUCCACCGCCGUCUGACACGCCUGGAAUACCUCCGCCGAUAGUCUCUGCAGCAGAGAAGUCUACAAAUAAAGCCACUAAGAAGGCUCAGACAGAAUCGGAAUACACUAGCCAGACUGAUGCAGAUGACUCGAGCACAACUCUUGGCAUUCCGGAUCAGUACAUGAAAUACUUGACCUUUGGACUCAGCACGCUUGCUAAGUCAAAUGUGCCAAGGCGACCAGAAGGGCCAAGAAGAACUUCAACUUCCAGCUCGAAAACGAUCAAGGCGAAUGGCGAAGCGCUGCAGACUAAGAUUGCCACCCAGAAGCGACUGGAGGAAAAGGGACAUUUUCUCAUCGGACUCAAGGGCAAUCUUGAUCAUGCACCCAAGAAUGAUGAGACAGAUAUUGACGAUCUUGAGGAUGACGCAGAAGGUCCACGGAACGUGCUAAGAACAUUGCAGGUUGAGCUAAAUCCUGUCGCAGGCGAUGAGCCCACGCCUCUACAGCACAAAUUGAGCGAAGCUGGGCUUUCCGCCGGCCGCGACGAUCCUGAGGACUUGAGACGACUUCGAGUUCUGGUUUAUGUGCACCGGCCUUUCAUGUACUGCUUCCUUUUCGAGCAGCGGACUCCAUCAUUGACUAUUGCACGAUUCUACAAGGACCUGCACCAGACCCUGAUGCCUAUACACAAGCCACUUCUGACGUCUACAAAUGUUGCCAGGGUUGCGCAGCGGAUUGAAGAUGCCCAAGCUUCCUCCUCGGAUAGUGCAAGCAUCACAAGUGGCGGCAAAGCCAUGAAAGACCAGGAGCCAUCGCGGAUAUAUGACCUUAUAUACGACCCAGCACUCCUGACAGUACAUACAAGCAUACCCAACAUACCUGAUCCUGGAACACCAGCCGCGGAAGGGAUCAUCUCUGGUCGGAAAGAUACUGGUCUGCCAGGCUGGUCCGCAUGGACCAGAAUUGAAGCUCUCAACGUUCACAGCCAAAUCCUCAACACCCUGUCAAGCACUCGACGCAAUCCCCACGAGUACGAGCGUACUAGCAAGACGAGUCGCGGUUGGUGGGUAGUCUGGAUGAAGCUUGCUCCAUCACCUGCGCCAGUCCCUCUCAAACCCGUCGACUCAGAUGACACAGUAACCCCUUCAACUAAACAUCCUUCGACCGCCGCCACAGCAAAACCUCAACCUGCAAAUCGCAUUGCUUUCCUAGUUCGCAAGGCUUCGGACACGAAAGAGAGUAAGACUGUCGCAAGCAGCAGCAGCGGCAGUAGAGCUGCAAGCAGCAUGUGGAAUGCUCUGACCCUGCGUCCGACUUCGACUAGUGACGAGAAUACCGGCGGUACCGGUGGUACCGGUGCUGCAUGGAGUCCUGCUGCACUUGCUGGCGGAAUCGGGUUCGAUGCCAGGAAAUAUGUUGAAGGGUUGCUGAGUCUCAAUCGGUGA
This is a messenger RNA of Pseudocercospora fijiensis CIRAD86, 2511 nucleotides long. RefSeq lists its product as uncharacterized. The record is from RefSeq and is a predicted model, not a curated record. The transcript has 6 exons. Gene Ontology annotation, cellular component: Mon1-Ccz1 complex; intracellular membrane-bounded organelle. Gene Ontology annotation, biological process: vesicle-mediated transport. The annotation marks the transcript as partial. NCBI's taxonomy places the organism in Eukaryota, Fungi, Ascomycota, Dothideomycetes, Mycosphaerellales, Mycosphaerellaceae.